Messenger RNA from Chiloscyllium plagiosum (whitespotted bambooshark), 1121 nucleotides. It is a transcript of the gene hagh, whose product is annotated as hydroxyacylglutathione hydrolase. Lineage: Eukaryota; Metazoa; Chordata; Chondrichthyes; Orectolobiformes; Hemiscylliidae. Gene Ontology annotation, biological process: glutathione metabolic process. Gene Ontology annotation, molecular function: hydroxyacylglutathione hydrolase activity. The record is from RefSeq and is a predicted model, not a curated record. Gene Ontology annotation, cellular component: mitochondrion.
GAGAGGCUGAGGGUUGGAGGUGAAAGGCUGUGUCUGGAGCCGGAGUGUCCCCGGUCUCCUGACUGUGAGUAUGCUGCUGCCGGUACACCGGCUCGCCAGUGUCACCGUCACCGUCACCGUGCUGGCUGCUGCCGCCCGCAGGAUCGGUUCACUAUCUGCUCAGUUUAGACCUGCCGUUAGAAAGUCUGAAACUGUUAUUCAGGCAAACAUGAAGGUGGAAUUGUUGCCAGCACUGGCUGAUAACUAUAUGUAUCUCCUCAUUGAUAAUGAAACCAGAGAAGCAGCAAUUGUGGAUCCAGUGGAGCCUCAGAAGGUGGUUGAAGCAGUAAAAAAGCAUGGAGUAAAGCUGACUACGGUUCUUACCACACAUCACCACUGGGACCAUGCUGGAGGUAACACUGAGCUGGUGAAGAAGGUACCUGGUCUCCAGGUCUACGGUGGUGAUGACCGGAUUGGAGCUCUCACGUGCAAAGUGAGCCACAAGAAAACAUUCCAGGUUGGCUCUUUGAAUGUGAAAUGCCUGUUUACACCCUGUCAUACAUCAGGACAUAUCUGCUACUUUGUGACAAAAGAGAAUAGCAGUGAAGCACCAGCUGUAUUCACUGGCGAUACACUAUUUGUUGCUGGAUGUGGCAAAUUCUUUGAAGGAUCUGGUGAGGAAAUGUACCGAGCACUGAUUGACAUUCUUGGCAGCCUGCCACCUCAAACGAGAGUGUACUGCGGGCAUGAAUAUACCAUCAACAAUCUCAAAUUUGCCCGUCAUGUUGAACCAAACAAUGAAGCCAUCAGACAGAAAUUAUCCUGGGCAAAGGAACAUUAUGAUCUUGGAAAACCUACCAUCCCAUCCACUAUUGGCGAGGAGUUCAGUUACAACCCUUUCAUGAGAGUGAGGGAGAAGAGCGUACAAGACCAUGUUGGACAGAAAGACCCAAUUUUGACCAUGGAUGCAGUCAGAAAAGAAAAAGAUCGAUUUCAAGUUCCAAAGGAUUAAUUGCAUCUGUACAAACACUUACCUCCAGCACAGUUUUCAAUGCAGCACCUUUAAGUGUGCCUGGAGUGGCAGUGAUCUACAAAGUACAUGUUCAGUGGUGAAUGUUCUGUGAAAUAAAUUGAAUUUGCUU